AUGACGACAUCAAAUGAGAAGCGGAACAUUUCGAGUAAGGCAAAUUGGGGUAUAUGGCCAACUAUGAAAAUCAUCGAGACGAAGCUUGACAAGAUACUGCGACCAACAUACUCCAAAUCCACAAAAUGUGGCAUAAUGUGA
Molecule: messenger RNA, 141 nt
Organism: Parastagonospora nodorum SN15
Lineage: Eukaryota; Fungi; Ascomycota; Dothideomycetes; Pleosporales; Phaeosphaeriaceae
Exons: 3
Coding region: 1-141 (46 amino acids)
Source: RefSeq, a predicted model, not a curated record